GUCACAAACGGCGACGAGGCCUACCAAAGUGGCAACUUGGUGAAUUUCACACUGUACUGUCUGAUCGCUCGCCGCCGCGGCCGCUCUCCCGCCGGCGCCGCCCCCCUCCGCCGCCGCCAUGGGGAAGUUCCGCAAGCUGGGCCGCCACGCCGCCCACCGCGUCUCCAUGCUCAGGACUAUGGUGUCGCAGCUGGUGAAGCAUGAGCGGAUCGAGACCACCGUCGCGAAGGCGAAGGAGGUGCGGACGAAAGCGGAUCAGAUGGUGCAGCUCGGCAAAGAGGGUACGCUUGAUGCAGCAAGACGUGCCUCAGCCUUUGUUCGGGGUGACAAUGUUGUUCACAAGUUAUUCACAGAACUCGCCUACCGCUACAAAGAUCGAGCUGGUGGAUAUACAAGACUACUGCGGACUAGGAUACGGGUUGGCGAUGCUGCACCAAUGGCAUACAUUGAGCAUUCAAAAAAAAAAUCAUCCGUUUCUUUCACUAAAUCAAGAAUUGCAGAAGGUUUGUCGACCGGGAGAAUGAACUUCGAGAGGCAAAACCUGCAACACCACAGCCACCUCAGCGGGUCCCUCUUGAUCCAUGGACCAAGUCACUCGCCAGCAAACAAUGGGCAGGUCCUAAAAUCAGCCAGAACUCCGGAGCAGAAGGCUUAUGACAAACCAGAGCGUUCUCUAGCUUUAUUUUAUGUUGUUGAGAGGUUCUUUUGAUCUUUAGAACAUGAAUAACAUUAUGCAAGAUACUUGUUCUAUAUGAUAAUUCUGUUAGCGAUCAAUGUCUGUUACAAAUCCAUGUUCACUAAUCGUUGUCAGAGUGGAGUUUCACCCUCUAAUA
Molecule: messenger RNA, 833 nt
Organism: Oryza sativa Japonica Group (Japanese rice)
Lineage: Eukaryota; Viridiplantae; Streptophyta; Magnoliopsida; Poales; Poaceae
Biological process (GO): translation
Cellular component (GO): large ribosomal subunit; ribosome
Molecular function (GO): structural constituent of ribosome
Source: RefSeq, a predicted model, not a curated record